AUGUUGGAUUCAACAAAUGAGUUGGUUAAGUGUUAUAGAAUGGCAAGAGAUUGUUUUAAUGCAAGUCCUAAUAUAGAUCUAAAGUUACGUCUUAUAGGAAGAAGACAACAUGAUGGAAGGACAUAUAACCUACCUACCGCUUCUGAGGUUGCUGCUUUAAUUGUUGGUGACAUUGGUAAUUCAAUUGAUAAUAGAGAUAUCAUCGUAAAAACUAAAUCAGGCAGUCUACAACGUAUAAAUGAAUUGCAUCCUGCUUACCUUGCUCUUCAAUACCCACUGCUCUUUCCUUAUGGGGAUGAUGGAUAUCGAGUUGACAUCCCUCAUAGAGGUGUUACGUGUUCAACGAAUAACAAACGAUGUAACUGUACAAUGAGAGAAUUCUUUUCUUAUAGGAUUCAAGACAGAGUUAAUAUUUUCUCAUUAAUUCUGAAUUCAAGAAGGCUUUUUCAACAAUUUCUGGUUGAUGCUUAUACGAUGAUUGAAAGCGAGAGGCUGUAUUACAUACGAAACCAACAAAAAGUUCUUCGAUGCGAGUCCUAUGAAACAUUACGCAGCGUGAAAAACAAUGGAAAUACAGAUAUUUCGAAUAUUGGACAGCGUGUGAUAUUGCCUUCUUCUUUUACUGGUGGUGCACGCUACAUGAUGCAAAACUAUUUAGAUGCCAUGUCACUUUGUAAGUGGUUUGGCUACCCAGAUUAUUUCAUAACUGUAACAUGCAAUCCAAAGUGGCCCGAGAUUCAAAGGUUUAUUGCUGACACAAACCUCAAACCCGAAGACAGACCAGAUAUCCUAUCUAGGUUGUUCAAAAUGAAGCUAGAUUCAUUGAUUAAAGACUUAAAGAAAAAUUCAUUAUUGGGUUCGGUCGAAGCAGCUGUUUAUACGGUGGAGUUUCAAAAGCGCGGCCUACCUCAUGCUCAUAUAUGUCUAUUCAUGCACUCUGAUUACAAGCUCCCAACCGUUGAACAUAUUGAUCGUGUUAUUUCUGCUGAAAUUCCAAACAAAGACGACGAUCCAGAAUUGUAUGCACUUGUCAGCGAGUUCAUGAUGCAUGGUCCUUGUGGUAGUGAUAAUCCUAAAUGCCCAUGCAUGAUUGAUAACAAGUGUUCAAAAAACUUCCCAAAGACAUUCACAGAGCAUACUUCGGUUGAUGAAAAUGGUUAUCCAAUAUAUAAGAGACGUAAUGAUGGAUCUUUUGUUGAAAAGUCUGGUGUUAAGUUAGACAAUAGAAGUGUGGUUCCAUAUCACAAACUGCUUUUGAAAAGAUACCAAGCUCACAUUAAUGUUGAGUGGUGCAAUCAGGGUGCUUCCAUCAAAUAUUUGUUCAAAUAUAUUAACAAGGGUCCUGAUAGGGCUACUGUUGCGGUUGUACCAAACAACAACGCAGAUGAUAAUGACGAUGUAGUUGACGAAAUAAAAAACUACUACGAUUGUAGAUAUUUGUCUGCAUGUGAAGCUUCGUGGCGUAUAUUCAAAUUUGAUGUUCAUUUCAGGACUCCUUCUGUUGUGAGGCUUCCUUUUCAUCUUCCUGGACAACAAAAUGUUGUAUACGGUGCUGACGAUGAUAUUGAAGAUGUCCUCAAUAAACAGUCUGUUUCUUCUUCGAUGUUCUUAGCUUGGAUGGAGUGUAAUGAACAUAAUAAGGAAGCACGUAAGCUUUCUUAUGUUGAAUUUCCUACCAAGUUUGUUUGGAAAUUGAAGGAUCGUUGUUGGAAGCCAAGAGAAAAAGGAUUUUCUAUCGGUCGAAUUCACACCGUCUCUCCUAAUGUUGGUGAAGCAUAUUUUUUGAGAAUCCUUUUAAAUAAAGUCAAAGGUCCGAAAUGUUUUGCAGACAUUCGUACGGUUAAUGGACAUGUGUGUGCUACUUUUAGAGAGGCGUGUUAUGCUCUUGGACUUUUGGAAGAUGAUAGGGAAUAUAUUGAUGCAAUUGAGGAAGCAAGUCAUUCAGGUUCUGGAUAUUAUUUGCGUUAUCUAUUUGCAACUAUGCUGAAGUCUAAUAGUUUGUCGAGACCGUACUUUGUCUGGGAAAAAACUUGGCAAUACUUAUCAGAUGGAAUUCUCUACAAUCAACAACUAAGAUUAAAGGCACCAGGUUUAUCGCUUGAUGAGGAUCAAGUUAAGAACUUGACACUUUAUGAGAUUGAAAAAAUUUUACUCCAAAACAAUUCAAGCCUCAAAGAUUUUGAUGGGAUGCCUUACCCUGAUCAUGAGUCUAUAUCUUCUUCAAAUAAUCGAUUGAUUACGGAGGAGCUAGAUUUUGACAGGACGACUCUAUUACAAGAGUUUUAUCAGCUACUUGGUUCAUUAACAGAUGAACAAAGAGGUGUUUUCGACGAUAUUAUCACAAAUGUUAAACAAAAGAAAGGAGGCGUCUUUUUUGUUUACGGUUACGGAGGUACAGGGAAAACAUUUCUCUGGAAAACAUUAUCCGCUGCUUUAAGAUCGGAGGGUGAAAUCGUGUUAAAUGUUGAUUCACGUGGUAUUGCUUCAUUAUUAUUGACAGGAGGUAGGACAGCAGAGUUUAUAAUCCCUUUAAAUAUUACCAAGGAUUCGUUUUGUUCUAUAACCCCGAAAGUGAUGUUGUUGAAUUGUUAA
Lactuca virosa is the source of this 2592-nucleotide messenger RNA. The record is from the annotation of a GenBank genome assembly. NCBI's taxonomy places the organism in Eukaryota, Viridiplantae, Streptophyta, Magnoliopsida, Asterales, Asteraceae.